CAUGGAAACCCGCCGCCCGCUCGCGCGCUGGAGCCGGAGCCUUAGCUGCCGCCCGCCGCCCGCCUGGGGCUCUCUCUGCCAGCCGUGCGGCCAGGCCCGCGGGGUGGUCGGGGGAGCCGGGCGGCAGACAGGGAGGGAGAGGGUACGGCCUCCCAGCCGGGACCGGUAAGCCGAAGGCCCUGAGCCGCUGCCGCCAGGACCGCGAGCGACAAGGACGAGCGCGGAGCAACGUCUGCCGGCCCCUGAAACGCGCGCCCGGCCCAACGCCCAGACACUGACCGUUCGGGCCGCCCCCGCCCCAGCACGGCCCCACCUCAGCCCGACCAGCGCCCUGGACGCCUCCGCACCUCGGGUCGGCUCCGGCUCCGUCCCGAUCGCUCUUCGCCAGCGCCGCAGCCUCCGCCUCUGCCACAGCCUCCGCCUCCGCCCCGAGUCCCGCUCCGCCCGCGACCCCGGCCGGGACCCUGACCCCGGCCCUAUCCCCGGCCCUGCCCGCGACCCCGCCAACCUCCGCCCAGGCGCCGGCCCCAGCGGCCCAGCCGAGGGCACGAUGCUGCCCAGCUCCAUUCAGAUUUCGGGGGAGCCGCUGUCCGGAGCCGAGGUGCGGGACAUCUGCCGCGGCCUGCGCGACAACGCCGUGCGCCUGCUCUCACUGCGCGGCUGCCGCCUCUGCGACCGCGACUUCGGCCGCAUCUGCCGGGCCCUGGCCGGGGCCACGUCCUUGGCGCAGCUCAACCUUAACCUGGGCGUCGUGUCUAGCCCCAGUCGCAUCAAGCAACUGGCCGAGGCUCUGCGGACCAACCGCUCCAUCCAGUCCCUCUUCCUGCAUGGGAGCCCCCUGACAGAUGCGGGGCUGGCCUUGCUGAACCCAGCCCUGGCCCUCCACCCUGCCCUCGUGGCUCUGGACCUGGGGGACUGCAUGCUGGGUGAUGAAGCCAUCAACCUCAUCUGUGGCCUCCUGCCCCCAGAUGGGGCCAAAUCUGGCUUGAAGGAGCUAACGCUGAGUGCCAAUCCUGGCAUCACCCCUAAGGGCUGGAGCCGCCUCGCCAUUGCCGUGGCCCACAGCUCCCAGGUCCGCGUCCUCAAUCUGGAUUACAACCCCCUGGGUGACCAUGUGGCAGGAAUGCUGGCUGUAGCUGUGGCCUCCAGCCGUACCCUAGAGGUCCUAGACUUGGAGGGCACGGGGCUCACCAACCAGUCAGCCCAGACCCUGCUGGACAUGGUAGAAAAUUACCCCACAGCUUUACGGAGCCUGGUGUUGGCUGAGAACAGCAUUAGCCCAGAGCUGCAACAACAGAUCUGUGACCUCCUCUCUGAGGGAGAGGAGGAGGAGGAAGUGGCAGGAGGGGCUGGCGACACCCAGGAAUGGGAGAGAGGGCGGGAGCCUGCUGCCCACCAGAGGGGCAGCAGCUCCUGGAUGUGCCCCAGCGAUCCCAGCUCUAAGAUGGUGCUAAUGACGUCAGGACUAGGGGACAGUCUGUUGGCUGAGACCGAGAUGUGACUCUCCACUGGGCUUCGGCACGCCAUUUCGCUUGUCUAUGUCCUGAGCACCUUGCCCUAGAUAUCGGGCCCUGGGGCUUGGGAGGAAACUGGGGUCAGGGGCUUUAUGGGGCUCUGGCAGUUCCUGGCAGUGUGGUGGGAAGGAAGCUCUGGAAGCUGUGACUGAGCAACAACCUUGGGGGGGGGCACUUAAACCCAGGGCAAUACCUUUGAAUUUGGCAGCUCUGACUGCAACCCGCUGGCUCGGAAAAGAUUUUAUGAACUCCACAA
Molecule: messenger RNA, 1770 nt
Organism: Cebus imitator (Panamanian white-faced capuchin)
Lineage: Eukaryota; Metazoa; Chordata; Mammalia; Primates; Cebidae
Gene: LRRC73
Product: leucine rich repeat containing 73
Exons: 6
Coding region: 551-1501 (316 amino acids)
Source: RefSeq, a predicted model, not a curated record